GGAGGAUACUCAUGGUAGAUGACAAGGGGAAGAACAUGAAAUGUCUCACCUUCUUCUUGAUGCUUCCAGAGACAGUUAAGAACCGUUCCAAGAAAAGCUCGAAGAAGGUGAGCGGCGGAAGCAGCAGCAAGUUACCCCCAGUUUGCUAUGAAAUCAUUACCUUGAAGACCAGGAAGAAGAAGAAGAUGGCUGCUGACAUUUUCCCCCGAAAGAAGCCGGCUAAUGGCAACGCGGCCGCCGUCCAGCAGUACCACCAGCAAAACAUCAACAACAACAAUAUUAUCCCUGCUCCCAACUGGCAAGGACUGUAUCCCACUAUCCGAGAAAGAAAUGCAGUGAUGUUCAACAAUGACUUGAUGGCAGAUGUUCAUUUUGUGGUGGGGCCGCCAGGUGGGACCCAGCGGUUGCCGGGACACAAAUAUGUCCUAGCUGUCGGGAGCUCCGUGUUCCACGCGAUGUUUUACGGGGAGCUCGCAGAGGACAAAGAUGAGAUCCGGAUCCCAGAUGUGGAGCCUGCGGCUUUCCUCGCCAUGCUGAAAUACAUCUACUGUGACGAAAUCGACUUGGCUGCUGACACGGUGCUGGCAACGCUUUACGCCGCCAAGAAAUACAUCGUCCCUCAUCUCGCCAGAGCGUGCGUGAACUUCCUGGAGACCAGCCUGAGCGCCAAAAACGCUUGUGUGCUCCUCUCCCAGAGCUGCUUAUUUGAGGAGCCGGACCUGACGGAACGCUGCUGGGAAGUGAUUGAUGCCCAGGCAGAGCUGGCGUUGAAGUCCGAAGGGUUCUGCGACAUAGACUUUCAGACACUUGAAAGCAUCCUCCAGAGGGAGACCCUGAAUGCCAAAGAGAUUGUGGUUUUCGAAGCUGCUCUCAGUUGGGCCGAAGUGGAGUGCCAACGCCAAGAGUUGCCCGUGAGCAUAGAAAACAAGCGCAAAGUCCUCGGGAAGGCGCUGUAUCUCAUUCGCAUCCCGACGAUGGCGCUCGACGACUUUGCCAACGGCGCCGCUCAGUCGGGCAUCCUGACCCUCAACGAAACGAACGAUAUCUUCCUUUGGUACACGGCGGCCAAAAAGCCGGAGCUGCAGUUUGUGAGCAACGCCCGGAAGGGCCUCGUCCCGCAACGCUGCCACCGUUUCCAGUCUUGUGCCUAUCGCAGCAACCAGUGGCGUUACAGGGGCAGGUGCGACAGCAUACAGUUCGCCGUUGAUAAGCGAGUGUUCAUUGCUGGCUUUGGGCUCUACGGCUCCAGCUGUGGAUCGGCCGAAUACAGCGCGAAGAUUGAACUCAAACGCCAAGGCGUUAUCCUCGGGCAGAACUUGAGCAAGUACUUCUCAGAUGGAUCUAGCAACACUUUCCCGGUGUGGUUUGAGUAUCCGGUGCAGAUCGAACCAGAUACCUUUUACACAGCGAGCGUGAUUCUGGACGGCAACGACCUCAGCUAUUUCGGACAGGAAGGGAUGACGGAGGUCCAGUGCGGGAAAGUAACUGUGCAGUUCCAGUGCUCCUCAGACAGCACCAAUGGCACAGGAGUUCAAGGAGGGCAGAUUCCCGAACUUAUCUUUUAUGCCUGAAAG
Euleptes europaea (tarantolino) is the source of this 1574-nucleotide messenger RNA. RefSeq names its product BTB domain containing 3 (gene BTBD3). Gene Ontology annotation, biological process: neurogenesis; dendrite morphogenesis; cerebral cortex development. Lineage: Eukaryota; Metazoa; Chordata; Lepidosauria; Squamata; Sphaerodactylidae. The record is from RefSeq and is a predicted model, not a curated record. The coding region runs from base 12 to 1571 and encodes 519 amino acids. Gene Ontology annotation, cellular component: cytosol. The transcript is spliced from 4 exons. Gene Ontology annotation, molecular function: protein binding.